Messenger RNA from Rhipicephalus sanguineus (brown dog tick), 1845 nucleotides. RefSeq lists its product as uncharacterized. The coding region runs from base 1 to 1845 and encodes 614 amino acids. The transcript is spliced from 4 exons. The record is from RefSeq and is a predicted model, not a curated record. Gene Ontology annotation, molecular function: catalytic activity. Lineage: Eukaryota; Metazoa; Arthropoda; Arachnida; Ixodida; Ixodidae.
AUGGUGGGAGGAGACUUUAAUGCCCCGAACGAAGCUUGGGGCUAUGGCUACACUACAGCCAAAGGCCGACGCCUGUGGCAGGACUUGCAUGAUGCAGAGCUGACGCAUAUUACCGAUCCCACGGCGCCAACCCGCACGGGCACAUCAACAGCACGGGAUACGACGCCGGACCUGACGGCGCAAUUCAAGUGGACGGACUGGGAUAAAUUCCGGAAGCAUCGAGCUGAACAACGAGAUGAGGAGGCCAUCGAUGACAUCGAGGUAUGGAUGGAAACCCUCAACGGCGACGUGAACAGGGCGACACAGACGGUCACGCCCGAAGUCCAGAGCAAGUCGGCCCAGCGUUCCAACUUGCAGCGCCUUUUGCACAAGGAACGGGCUACCGCGACUGAUCGACAGAUCGUGACACGCCUGCUGGACAAGUACUUCCCUCGACGAGCCGAUGUUCAGCACGGCGAUUACACUGCACCUGGUCCCGACAAGGUCACAAAUAAGACUCUACGAAACCUCGAUGAUGUAUCGAUCAGCGCUCUUACGACAUACAUCAACAAAUGCUGGAGAGAGGGUCGCCUCCCAGAGGCCUGGAAACGAUCUAAGGCAGUGCUGAUACCGAAGCCAGGCAAGCCGUCUAGCCUCGAUCACCUGCGGCCCAUUUCGCUCACCUCCUGCGUUGGCAAGGUGAUGGAGCACGCGUUCCUCACCCGUAUCAACAGCCACCUCGAGGACACUGGAGCCUACCCGCCCACUAUGGUAGGCUUCCGAUCCCACCUCUCCACACAAGACAUCAUGCUUCAGCUCUACCAUCAGAGCAUCAACGACCCAACUAGUGGCACCCGAGCCAUCCUCGGCCUGGACCUGGAAAAGGCGUUCGACAAUGUAGCACAUGCAGCAAUCUUGCGCCGAAUUAACAAGCUCAACCUGGGCGAGCGAAGCUACAACUACAUCAGAGACUUCCUGUCGCGCCGCACAGUCACCCUCACAGUUGACACCAUGACAUCCGACGAACAUACCCUAGGAAGCGCCGGCACUCCUCAAGGGUCGGUAAUAUCCCCGCUCCUUUUCAACCUCGUGAUGAUGGGUUUCCCGGUCCGCCUUGGCGAGAUUGACGGCCUCCAUCACGCCUUGUAUGCAGACGACAUCACCCUGUGGGUCGACAAGGGAAGUGACGGGCAGAUAGAAUGUACCUUACAAGCAGCAGUUUCUGAAGUAGAGGACUACCUCCGAGACACGGGCCUCCGAAUAUCGCCACUCAAAUCGGAGCUGCUAAUCUACCGCCCGCGCCGCCGGUCCAGGCCUACCGGUGAACCGCGCCAAUGUGAAUUAAUACAGUUGUAUACGCAGGACGGCUCCUGCAUUCUCCAAGUUCCGAAGAUACGGGUCCUCGGCAUGCAUAUAGCAGCCAAAGGGUCAAACGGCGAAACUAUCCGCAAGAUUGAAGGCAAGGUGACAGCAGCCACCCGCCUUAUCAAACGAAUUACAAACAAGCACACGGGGAUGAAGGAGGACAGCGUCAUGCGCCUCAUACACUCAUUCGUAAUCAGUCAUGUUACUUAUGUGGCUGCCUUCCACAACUGGACUGUCACUGAAAGGGAGAAACUCAAUACCCUUAUACGCAAGACAUACAAGAUCGCCCUCGGCCUGCCGGAGUCCACGAGUACCACUCGUCUGCUACAGCUGGGGGUGUACAACACGCUUGAGGAAAUAGCGGAUGCGCAAAGAGUCUCGCAACUCGAACGCAUGUCCCUGACAGCCACGGGUCGGUACAUCCUGCAGAAGCUUGGCCUGAAUUACCACGUCCAACACGGUCAGAACAAGCCAUUCCACACGACAUCGGCGAUACGCUAA